Messenger RNA from Clonostachys byssicola, 6525 nucleotides. NCBI's taxonomy places the organism in Eukaryota, Fungi, Ascomycota, Sordariomycetes, Hypocreales, Bionectriaceae. The record is from the annotation of a GenBank genome assembly.
AAUGACCUAUGGGCUGCCGCUCUCCAAACUAUCGGGGACGAAGUGAGAACUCAGAUCGAUGUUACGCAAGGGAACAGACUUAAGACGGUCGACGAGCUUUUGGGGGCUACCCAACGAGCAAGGGAACGCUUGGCAAACAAGUCAUUGUCAUUCAAGCGCAAAAAUGGCGAGAUCGUUUUUGUGCGCGAUCUCUUAGCCAGGGCCGCUAAGUGGGUUAACCAUUUUAAAGAUGUGGGAGAUAUUAUAGUGCAAUACGACCCCAAUCAUUUGGCUUUGCCUUGGGCAGGUGUUCGGUUUCUACUCAACGUCGCCAUAGGGGAUCUAAACACGUAUGCCAGCGUACUGGAAGGUAUUACUAAAGUCACGGAACUUUUGUGCAGGAACGCUCUUCUUGAACGUUUACUUGAAGUUCCCAAGUCAAAAACGGCAGAAGAGCUGAGCCGUGCACUGGUGAAGUUGUACGCAAGCAUCUUGACUUAUUUUGCCAAAGCGUGCUCGUAUUAUCAACAAAGUAGAUUUAAGAGCUUUAUCAAGAAUGGAUUGUUCGCUUCACACGACCUAGAAUCAGCCUUGGAAAACAUUGACGAGGCACAAAGGGAUGUAGACCGCAGUGCCACGAUCUUCGGCCUACAAGAGCAUUUGGAAAGCCAUGCCGAGCUCAAGCGAAUGAUCAGAGAAUUUGACGUCCCUAUAAAUCGUUGGGAUAAGGCACUCCAUAGCAUGACGGAUCACCUCAAUGGUAAGUUCCUACUCACUUGGCCUGAUCUUGCAAUUGCUAAUUUGUCAGGGGAACGACGGGUGAAGAUUUUGUGCUGGAUAUCGGACGAACCUUUUGAAAAGUUCCACAUCCAAGCAAACAAAGAGGUCCUGGAAGGAACAGGGAACUGGCUUCUGCGUGAACCGGCCUUUGCACGUUGGAAGCGAGAAAGUGCUUCCUCUAUCUUAUGGCUCCAUGGCAUACCGGGAUCCGGAAAGAGCAAGCUGACGUCCAUUGUCAUCAAGGAUGCCCUCGCAGCUUUCCAGGGAGGCCAUGCCCCAGCUCCCGCUUACUUCUAUUGUUCUCGUAACCCGGCUGAGCCCGGCCGCUCAGAUGCCUCAAAAAUAAUGGCCAGUAUUGCGAGGCAGCUGUCCGCCCCGAGCCCCAGUGGACCGCUUCUCAAACCUGCAAUCGAAAAAUACGCGGAAAAAGAAGCACAUGGUUUUGCAUCUGGGCCGCUUUGCUUGGACGAAAGUAAGAAGUUGAUUUUAGAUCUCCUUGAGCAGUACAAUGGCGCACCUGCUACGGUUGUAAUCGAUGCUUUGGAUGAGUGCAGCUCGGAAAGUCGGGGAGAUCUCUUAUGUGUAUUGGAAGAUCUCCUAGCGGCGUCUCCAUGUCUUAUGAAGAUAUUUGUGUCCAGCCGCGAAGAUCAGGACAUUGUAUACAAAUUGGCGAAAUAUCCGAAUUUGCACCUCUCGUCUGAUUGCAACUCGAUAGACAUAGAUUUCUUCAUACGAGCUGAGACACAGCGUCUGGUCGACGAGAAUUCUCUGCGACUUGGUGAUAGAGAGGAUGAAUUGCGCAAGCGAAUCAUCUACGAGCUCACAACUAAGGCGCAAGGCAUGUUUCGCUGGGCAAGCCUGCAAUUGCGGGCGCUCUGUCAACAGACCACCUGCGAGGCGAUAGAGGAGAGACUUGGGCGACUACCAGCGACGUUGGCAGAGCUUCACAAGGAAAUCCUCACAAGAAUCGAAAACUUUGAAGCUGAUGCGGAUCGGCAGUUCGCUCGAAAUGCCCUGAGUUGGCUGCUCUGUGCCCGAGAACAACUUACGUCAGAUGUCUUCUUAGCCGCCGUGUCUGCAAAAGAACAUGGAUCGUCAUCGACAAUCUCAAAGGAUCAGCUCCUACAAUUGUGCUGCAACUUGGUCAUCUACGACACCUCUGCUGACAGUUUUCGAUUCUCGCACUUGUCAGUUAGAGAAUUUCUCGAACAGCAGGGGACGUAUGAUUCAGCAUCUGUCAACGCUGUGGUGGCGAGAGUCUGUAUUUCCAGUCUCGAUUCCACGGCAUUGGAUGCUCCAAUACAUGCACGGCUUUUGGACUAUUCAACCGUUUUCUGGGCAGAACACGCCAGCACAGCUGCUUCACACCAGACAGAGAUGAGCAAGAUUCUUCGCCACUUCUUAUUCGGUGCGAAUUUCAAUAGUUGGCAUACAGCCGUGAAGGAGCUGUUGGAUGCUCGAAUCGUCGACAGAGACGGAAGGAUUACACCUAGGCUCGGGGCUACUAUAUCGCACUGGCCGCAAGUCUUGCAUGUGGUGUGCACAUACGGGAUACCGGGUGUCGUCAGCCGAGAAGAAUGGAUGGAGUUAGCGAAGAAGCAGCCCAGGAACACUGAAGGUGAAACACAUCUGGAGGUUGCAGCCCGGUGGGGCAGCUGUAGUAUUCUGCAAUGGCAGUUGGACAACGAAAUUCCCUUUGAAGUGACCGAAAAAAUGAUUGAAAAGGCGGUUGAGAACUCCGAGAACGGCAAAGAUAUACUGGCUUUGCUUCUGAACCAUGGAGGAGAUGUGAUUGAGAUCACAGAUGAAAUUGUUGAAAGAGCAGUUCGGAAUGAGAGAAGUGGCAAGGCAAUAAUGGAACUUCUUCUUGACAAGCGAGAGAACGAAGUUCAAGUCAGUUCGAGGGCACUAGCGGAAAUUGCUAAGAAUUCUGAAAGUGGCAAGCAAAUACUGUCAAUGUUCUUCAAGAGGGGCAUGUUCAAACGACCAAUCACGGAGGAAAUGGUGUCGACUGUUGUGAAGCAUUUCGACGAAGUUGUGCUGCGACAACUAAUCGGGGCACAAACAGUCGGUAUAAAGUUCCCAGAUAAACUUGUCGAAACAGCAGCUGAGAAUUCUAGAAGCGGAGGAAGAAUAAUGAUGCUCCUCCUGGAGAUGAGAAGCAUCGGGGAUUCAAUAUCAAAAAGAGGAGUUGAGUUCAUUGCGCGGAAAUUCGACCACACCGUGUUUCGGCUGCUAUACGAGAAGAGAGGGAGCGAGAUCCCAAUCAAAGAGGGGAUAAUCAUAGCAGCAGCCGAAAAUAAGGACAAUGGCGAUGAAAUUUUGCAACUGCUUUUACGCGAAAGAGGAAAUGAGAUUCAAAUCACAGAAAGAAUUGCAAUAGUUAUUGCGCGGAAUUCAAGCCCAGCCAUAUUCCGUUACCUGCUCGACAGUCCACUCCAUACAAUCGGAAUCACGCAAGAGGUGGUCGAAGCAGCAGCUGAAAAUAAACGCAGUGGUGACAAAAUUUUGGAACUCCUUUUUUACGAAAGGGGGGAUGAGAUUAAAAUCACAGAAGGAAUGGCAAUAGCGAUUGCGAGGAAUUCAAGCCCAGCCAUAUUCCGUCAUCUACUCGACAACCCAGUUCAUACAAUUCGAAUCACACACGAGGUGGUCAAGGCAGCAGCUCAGAAUCGUGGCUACGGCAAGGAAGUCUUGGAAUUGCUUCUUAAUAAAAUGAGACAUAAGAUCAAAAUUACAGAUGAGGUUUUGGCGGCAGCUGCUGCAAAUUAUGGCAGCGGCAGGGACAUUCUCACACUACUUCUUACCCUGAGAGGUGAGGAGAUCAUAAUCACCGAAAAAGUGAUUAUGAAAGCAAUUUUAAACGUGGGAAGAAGCGAGGAAAUAUUGCAGCUGCUUCUCGAUAAAGGGGGGAAUGAGGCCGUCAUCACAAGCAGGCAUAUCGAAGUAGCGGCCUUGCUAGGAGCAAAGACCAACAUAUUAUACGGGACAGAAACACUAAAACUGCUUCUUGACAAACAACAAAACGAAUUUACGAUUGCUGAAAAGGUGAUUGAGAAGGUGCUCAUCAGAUUGUCGAGAGGGUAUGGGAGUAGAGAGGCAGUGCUUGAACUGCUCCUGACAAAGAGCGGGUGCGAUUUCCCGCUCACAGAAGGUGUUGUUGAAAGUAUUGCACGGCAUUGUCGGUGCUCCACGUUCCAGCUGCUACUCAAUAAGCUCGAUAACGAGAUCCCGGAUAUACAAAACGCCAUCGAAGCAGCGGCUGAGAACGAGAACAGCGGUCAGCAAAUCGUGCAACUGCUUCUUGACAAACGAGGGCACGAAAUCAUAGUCACAGAGAAGAUGAUUAAAGCAGCAGCUCGGAACUCCACAUACGGCAAGGAAAUACUAGAAUUGCUUUUCGAAAAGCGAGGGGAUGAAAUGCAAAUUACUGAUGAAGUCCUCGUCGCAGCGGCUAGAAAUUCAUAUACUGGUAGAGAAGUGAUGAAAUUGCUUCUCCGCAGAUCUAGGGAUAAUAUGUCAAUUACUGAUCAGGUUGUCACGAAAGCGGCUGCGAAUGAAGGUUGCGGUGACAGAAUCCUGGAGCUGCUUUUGGAUAGAGAAGGGGCAAAAUUGCUCGUCACAGAAAAAGCAAUUGCGAAGGCGAUCCGGAACCUGCUACGCGGCAAGAGCAUAUUGGUAUUGCUCCUUGGCACGCUCGGAGACGAGAUCUCAAUCACGGAGGAAUUCAUCGAACACCAAGCAUCGACUUUCAGGGGCGGCGAAAAAAUACUCGAGAUAAUUCUGAGCAAGCCUGGGAGAAGAAUACGGAUGACGGCGAGUGUGGUUGAGAGCCUUGGCUUCUCAAUGUUCCCAAGAGAAUUCCGGCAAUUCUUCAUAGCGCGACGCGACGAAUUUAAAGUCACCAAUGAGUUGAUUGCGGGAGCACUUAGGGUCUGGGGCGGGAAAAAGGUUAUUCCUCUGCUUCUUUCUAAACAAGAGCACGAAAUUAAAAUAACAGAAACGAUGAUGGUCCAGGCUGCGGAACAAUACGACGACGGAGGCAAAGAACUUCUUAUGUUUCUUUUUCAGAAACACGGGAAAGACGCUGAAAUAACCAAUAAGAUUGUUACAGCCGCAGCUGGCAACUCUGGAAGCGGCAAGGAAAUACUGGAACUGCUGCUUGACCAACGAGGUGAAGAGUUUAUGAUCACGGAAGAAGCCAUCCUAACAGCCGCUCGGAACCCUAGAGGCAAGGAGAUACUCGUAAUGCUUCUUAGCAGAAAGGGGGAGUGGGUUCGUAUCACAGAUGUUGUGGUCGCAGCCGCGGCUGGGAACUCUGAAAGUGGCAAGGAAAUACUAGAACUGCUUCUUAAACACCGAGGAGAUGAGAUCACGAUCACGGAAGAAGUUGUUAUAGCAGCCGCUGGUAACUCUGCAAGUGGUGAAGAAAUACUGAAACUGCUUCUUGAACACCGAGGAGAUGAGUUUAUGAUCACGCAAGAAGUUGUUAUAGCAGCCGCUGGUAACUCUGCAAGUGGUGAAGAAAUACUGAAAUUGCUUCUUAAGAAGCAAGGGGGGCGGGGUCAUAUCACAGAUAACAUGGUCACAGCUGCAGCCGGGAACUCUCACAGUGGCAAGGAAAUACUAGAAAUUCUUCUUGGGCACCAAGGAGACGAGAUCAUGAUCACGCAAGAUGCUGUAGUAGCAGCUGCUGGAAAUCCGGGUGGGCCAAAAAUACUGAAGCUUUUUGUCGAGCGUAGUGGGGUGGAUUUGACGAUCACAGAGAACGUUCUCACGGCAGCAGCCGGGAAUCAUUUGAGUGGCAAAAAGGUCCUUGAACUUUUUUUUAGCAGAGACCAAAGGGAAAUCCAAAUCACAGUGGAUGUGGCCAAAGCGAUAGCUGAAAAUAUCGGAAGUGGCAAGGAAAUUCUUGAAUGGCUCCUGGACAAACAAGACAAUGAGGCAAUCAUCAAAAAUGAAGUUGUUGAGGCAGCAAUUGCUGGCUACGACGGCGAGAAGAUACUGGACAUGCUGCUUAAAUAUGGCAGAAGAUGGGAAACACAGGUCUCGGAAAGGAUACUGAAGACCACUGCGCAAAGGUUCGGCCCCAAAAUCAUCCGAGAAUUACUCAACAUGCGCGCUGGAAUCCCAAUCACAGCAGAGGUAGUCGAGGCAGCAAUUGGAAACCAACAACACAGCAAGGAAGCACUAACGGUGCUUCUGAACAACCAACAAACCGAGUUGCAAAUGACCAGUGAGGUGAUGGCGGCAGCUGCAGGGCAUUGGAAACAUGGAGACGAACAUGUGAAACGGCUCUUCGAGAGUGGCUAUGGGAUGGGCUUUCCGAUCACAGACGAAAUUCUCGAAGCCGCAGUUAGGAAUGAAGACAGAGGUAUGAAAGUGAUGGAGCUACUUCUUGACAGGCGAGAGAACGAAAUCAGAGUAACAGCGGCGGUGGUCAAAGCAGCUGCUAGAAAUCGCCAAAGCGGCGCGGCAAUAAUUAAAUUGCUCUUCGAUAAGCUAGGUGGAAAUUUCCCGAUAACAAUAGCGAUCCUCAACGCGGCAAGUCCUGGUACAGGACCGUGUAUCCGUGAAGUUGACUACGCAGUCCUGCGUCUACUGCACGAAAGGCUUUGGAGCGACACCUCAGUCAUGGUACAGGUGCUCAAGGAGGCAUUCGGGAAUAGGAGCAUUACUGACAAGGUCUUGGUGCUAUUAUAUCUGUGGGUAAUGGUCUUUGCCAGCCUGUAUGGACAUCUUUACCGGUUCUGGCGAAAGAUGAUC